Molecule: messenger RNA, 3256 nt
Organism: Brassicogethes aeneus
Lineage: Eukaryota; Metazoa; Arthropoda; Insecta; Coleoptera; Nitidulidae
Source: the annotation of a GenBank genome assembly
GGUAUCACACUUAAAGAAAUCUUUUUUCAUGUAUAAAAAAUCGCUUACCUAUAAUUAUUUUUUAUUUUUGCGUGGGAAUAUUGUUAGCCAUAAACAAAUCAUAGUAAAGACUUAUUAACGCAUUGUGAUAAUAACGUGUACCCCAAAAUGGCUUCAGACUUUGAAAACGGGGUAAAAUCGUGCAUAAGAAGUUUGUUGACGUCGACUCCACUGGUUUUGACUGUUAGAAAAUUGCAAAAUGACUACAAAAACACAAUUGGCGAAGACAUUCCCGUCCAAAGAAUGGGGUACUCUAAUUUGGAACACUUCCUCAAGUCCAUACCUGACACAUGUUCUGUUAAUGGAUAUGGCCCCAAUGCAUCAGUAUUGCCAAUUGUAUCAGAGAAGACGGCUCAUAUUAAUGAGAUGGUUACCAGACAAAAAGUUACCAUAAAGGGGCCAAUGAAACGAUAUAUGAUGGCGCGGCCCAAAAACACCCCCAUUAGAAAAAUGCAAUACCCCUCUCAAAUGCCAUAUAAACAACCGCCAACACCAGUCGAACCCCCCAAAAAACCACCCCCUCUUUUACACACAAUAAUCGGAGCCCCUGUUAGGUAUGAAAAUGGUGUUGCGCCAUCACCAAAUGUAAAUAUAAAUAAGCCGGUUGUCAAAUGCGAGCCAAAACCAGAAAUAAGUAUUCCCUAUAAAAGUACAGUGGAUAAAAGUUCAGUGUCUGUGGUUAAAGAUAAGGAUACUAGAAGUAGUAAAGUGCUUAAAAAUACCAGUUCAAAACAUGUGAAUGUGCCGGAAUGUAUGCAAAAUGAACUGAAAGAGAUUAUUUCAAAGUUUCCCGAUGGUAUUUGGUGCUCAGAUUUACCCACAUAUUACAGGAAAAGGUACAAUAGAAAACUAGACUACGAAAUUUACGGCUACAGAAGACUUAUUGAUUUGUGCAUGGAUUUAUCCGGGAUAUUUCAUUGUCAUCAACCCGGAAUGUGCGAUUAUAGGCUGUAUGAUAAAACUAAGCCACUGCCUUUAGAGGCCAGAAAGGAUAACAAUUUGUUUGAUGAGAUUUCUGAGGUUGAAGAGUCCAUCGCUCAUUUGGAUUGGUUAGACUGCAGUCCGCUUAUUCCGAGCGACGUGUGCAAGGUGGGCCACAUAAUUUCGAAAGGUUUCGUACCGGAAAAUACCAAAGAAAACGAGCAGAUCCGGGUGGUUGUCGUGGAAAUAUACGACCCGUCAAAGUUUUGGAUUUACCUGUACAAUUCGCCUCUGGACCGGAUGAUGAACGAAAUGCAGGUUUUUUAUCAGGCCCAAAAGGAUGAGUACCUUAUACCGGAAUUUUUGCUGGUGGACGGUCUGUAUUGCGUUCAGGUCAUCUACAAUGAGUACCACAGAGCUUUAAUUGUUGAUACAAUGCCAGAUGUCAAGGGACAAGUUAAGCUGUUGUACAUUGACUACGGAACUCUGACGAAAGCGCCCUCGCAGGGAAUUUGCUUUCUGCACAGGAAGUUUGCCCAAAUUCCCUGGCAACAAAUAAGGUGCAGACUUGCAAACGUCGUCCCUGUAGAGGAUAUGGGGCCUUGGCCCCAAGAGGCCAGGCAGAGAUUUUGCCAGUUAAUCAAGGGCAGGGACCUGGAGGCCAAAAUUAGCUCCAUUGACUGGAAGGAAAAAAUUAUCGAAAUAUUUCUGGCCGACGUGACUGACCAAAAAAUAUUUUAUAUAAAUGACGUUUUAGUCGACGAAGGAUUCGCGCUGACCAGCGAUAAGGAGCGCCUCCCACGCAAGCUCAAACUAACCGCGCAACCGAUCGUAAAAAACCUGCACCUGUUUCCGACGUUCGACGAACUUGAGUACGGACUUGCCCCGAACGGCGCGCAAAUGUCGGGCUUCCACGAGUGCGAGGUGCCCCUCAACUUCUGCAUGCCGCAGUACUUCAAAACGAGCGCCGAGGAGAAGGGGGUGGCGCAAAGGCACGCCAGGCUCUUGGAGAGUGCGGGAGUGGACGGUUUUUCCACACCGAUCUUGCACGACUAUGAUAUCGAUGUCGUGAGGAGUGUUUCGGCGGAUUUUGACGCGUUUGGUGACUACGGGGAAAGUGUGCGUAAAGAGUUGGAGGAGUUGGGGUAUUUUCUGGAGGAGUGGGAGGAGGAGGAAGAGGAAGAUAAUGUCGUCGAAAACGUUAUCGAUAGUAACUACGCUUUAUCCACGAAACUUUUGGAGGAUCUCGACUUAUCAGAUGCUACGGAAUAUGCAUCUGACAAUGACGAUUUCCUGCUGAAAACUUCCAACUUGGACUUCGACAGCAUAAACCUCGAUACAAUCAAAGAAUUCAUCCCGAACGGCGUGGAAAAAAAAACCAACCCCUUCCUAAACUUAAACCUAGACCUCCCGGAGGAUUACAAUGAUUUCGGGGUGCAUAACCCGAGUGAGGAGAAGAAGAAAAAAAACACGAACCCCUUUUUGCCCAGCGACCCCUCGACCUCCUCCUCGUCGUCGUCCUCCUCGUCUUCCGAUGGGGAAACGUGCUCGGCAACGGUGGAAACUGUGAGCUUGAUACGCGGCAACGGCGCGAUUCGGUACGAGGGCUUCGAGUCGACUUCUUCGACGGGGUCGCCGAAGAGGAAUUCGACGUCCGGGGAGAGUCUGGUGGAGGUGGAGGAGGUGAAAAGGUCGCCGCCGGUGGUUCUGCCGCCCCCGGAGACUAUCACGACCGGCGGUUUUAGGAACGCGGUGUGCGGUUAUCAGCCGCGGCCGCAGCAUUUUAUGCCGGCAGCGAGCGUGGUUUACAAUAGUGUGCAACAGUACACCUUCAUGGAUCCUUACAUGCAAAGGCCUGCACCAGGUUUCCCGCCCGCAAACAACAUGAUGAUGCCGCCACAAAGCGGCUACGGGAUGCCGCCCCUGGGAAGCGGAUAUUUUCCGUUCUGCCCCCCCAGGCCCCAAUUCCCCCCGCAAAUGCCCCGCCAUCCGCCGAUGCCGCCCCCGGGAUUCCCCCCCUUGGCCAAUAACAACCCCUUCCCGGCUUGGAGCAACAUCGACAUGCUGAGCGACGACAGGGAAGAUUUUUAUACGCGCUACAAUCAGCAGAUUUUACAGAAACAGGCCGCCAACAAAAAUUAAUUCCGAACACUCGUUUUAUUUGUUAACAAUUGUUUUGUUUUAUUAUAAUAAGGACAAUUUUUAUGUUUAUUUUUACAGUACAAAAUAAAUAUUUUCGUAUUAUGUAUAUUACAUGAUAUAAAUAAUAUAAACUUUGACUUUCAUUUUCACACAA